AUGAAAGUUUCCGAUAGGCGUAAGUUUGAAAAAGCAAACUUUGACGAGUUUGAGUCGGCUCUAAAUAACAAAAACGACUUGGUACAUUGUCCCUCAAUAACUUUAUUUGAAUCGAUCCCCACGGAAGUGCGGUCAUUCUACGAAGACGAAAAGUCUGGCCUAAUCAAAGUGGUAAAAUUCAGAACUGGUGCAAUGGAUAGGAAAAGGUCUUUUGAAAAAGUUGUCAUUUCCGUCAUGGUCGGGAAAAAUGUAAAAAAGUUCCUGACGUUUGUUGAAGACGAACCAGAUUUCCAGGGCGGACCAAUCCCUUCAAAGUAUCUUAUUCCCAAGAAAAUCAACUUGAUGGUCUACACGUUGUUUCAAGUGCAUACUUUGAAAUUCAAUAGAAAGGAUUACGAUACCCUUUCUCUUUUUUACCUCAACAGAGGAUACUAUAAUGAGUUGAGUUUCCGUGUCCUGGAACGUUGUCACGAAAUAGCGAGUGCUAGGCCGAACGACAGCUCUACGAUGCGUACUUUCACUGACUUUGUUUCCGGCGCACCUAUUGUAAGGAGUCUUCAGAAAAGCACCAUAAGGAAAUAUGGGUACAAUUUGGCACCCUACAUGUUUUUGUUACUACACGUAGAUGAGCUAUCGAUUUUUUCUGCAUACCAAGCAAGUUUACCUGGCGAAAAGAAAGUCGACACAGAGCGGCUGAAGCGUGAUCUAUGCCCACGUAAACCCAUUGAGAUAAAGUACUUUUCACAGAUAUGUAACGAUAUGAUGAACAAAAAGGACCGAUUGGGUGAUAUUUUGCAUAUUAUCUUGCGAGCAUGUGCACUCAAUUUCGGGGCGGGUCCCCGUGGUGGCGCUGGUGACGAAGAGGAUCGAUCUAUUACGAAUGAAGAACCCAUUAUUCCCUCUGUGGACGAGCAUGGCCUGAAAGUAUGUAAGUUGCGCAGUCCUAACACUCCACGAAGACUCAGAAAAACACUAGAUGCCGUGAAAGCUUUAUUGGUGUCGUCUUGUGCUUGUACCGCAAGGGAUUUAGAUAUAUUUGAUGACAACAACGGCGUUGCAAUGUGGAAAUGGAUCAAAAUUCUGUACCACGAAGUAGCGCAGGAAACCACGCUGAAGGACUCUUAUAGAAUAACUUUGGUACCUUCUUCUGAUGGUAUAUCACUACUCGCUUUUGCCGGUCCUCAGCGCAACGUAUACGUCGAUGAUACAACAAGACGCAUCCAACUGUACACUGAUUACAACAAGAACGGUUCAUCGGAGCCUCGACUAAAGACGCUUGACGGACUCACCUCAGAUUACGUGUUUUAUUUUGUCACUGUGCUAAGGCAAAUGCAAAUAUGUGCGCUUGGUAACAGUUAUGACGCUUUUAAUCAUGAUCCUUGGAUGGAUGUGGUGGGAUUUGAGGAUCCAAAUCAAGUAACAAAUCGAGACAUUUCGAGGAUAGUUUUGUAUUCCUACAUGUUUCUGAAUACCGCGAAGGGCUGUCUGGUUGAAUACGCAACUUUUCGGCAGUACAUGAGGGAACUUCCGAAGAAUGCACCUCAGAAGCUGAAUUUUCGGGAGAUGCGUCAGGGGUUGAUUGCCCUAGGACGGCACUGCGUAGGUAGCAGAUUUGAAACAGAUUUGUACGAGUCGGCGACGAGUGAACUCAUGGCCAAUCAUUCCGUUCAAACAGGGCGAAAUAUUUACGGUGUGGAUUCCUUUUCGUUAACUAGUGUCAGUGGGACGACCGCCACUUUAUUGCAGGAACGAGCUUCCGAGCGCUGGAUUCAGUGGUUAGGCCUUGAAAGCGACUACCAUUGUUCAUUCUCCAGUACUCGGAAUGCGGAAGACGUAGUGGCAGGUGAGGCGGCGAGUUCAAAUCAUCAUCAAAAAAUUUCAAGAGUAACGCGAAAAAGGCCCCGAGAGCCCAAGAGUACAAACGAUAUCCUCGUCGCAGGCCAGAAACUCUUUGGCAGCUCCUUUGAAUUCAGGGACUUGCAUCAGUUGCGCUUAUGUUAUGAAAUAUACAUGGCAGACACACCCUCUGUGGCAGUACAGGCCCCACCGGGCUAUGGUAAGACGGAGUUAUUUCAUCUCCCCUUGAUAGCACUGGCAUCUAAGGGCGACGUGGAAUAUGUGUCGUUUCUGUUUGUACCGUACACAGUGUUGCUUGCUAAUUGCAUGAUCAGGUUGGGCCGAUGCGGUUGCUUGAAUGUGGCCCCUGUAAGAAACUUUAUUGAAGAAGGUUACGAUGGCGUUACUGAUUUAUACGUGGGGAUCUACGAUGAUCUUGCUAGCACUAAUUUCACAGACAGGAUAGCUGCGUGGGAGAAUAUUGUUGAGUGCACCUUUAGGACCAACAACGUAAAAUUGGGUUACCUCAUUGUAGAUGAGUUUCACAACUUUGAAACGGAGGUCUACCGGCAGUCGCAAUUUGGGGGCAUAACUAACCUUGAUUUUGACGCUUUUGAGAAAGCAAUCUUUUUGAGCGGCACAGCCCCUGAGGCUGUAGCUGAUGCUGCGUUGCAGCGUAUUGGGCUUACGGGACUGGCCAAGAAAUCGAUGGACAUCAACGAGCUCAAACGGUCGGAAGAUCUCAGCAGAGGUCUAUCCAGCUAUCCAACACGGAUGUUUAAUCUAAUCAAGGAGAAAUCCGAGGUGCCUUUAGGGCAUGUUCAUAAAAUUCGGAAGAAAGUGGAAUCACAGCCCGAAGAAGCACUGAAGCUUCUUUUAGCCCUCUUUGAAAGUGAACCAGAGUCGAAGGCCAUUGUAGUUGCAAGCACAACCAACGAAGUGGAAGAAUUGGCCUGCUCUUGGAGAAAGUAUUUUAGGGUGGUAUGGAUACACGGGAAGCUGGGUGCUGCAGAAAAGGUGUCUCGCACAAAGGAGUUUGUCACUGACGGUAGCAUGCAAGUUCUCAUCGGAACGAAAUUAGUGACUGAAGGAAUUGACAUUAAGCAAUUGAUGAUGGUGAUCAUGCUUGAUAAUAGACUUAAUAUUAUUGAGCUCAUUCAAGGUGUAGGGAGACUAAGAGAUGGGGGCCUCUGUUAUCUAUUAUCUAGAAAAAACAGUUGGGCGGCAAGGAAUCGUAAGGGUGAAUUACCACCGAUUAAGGAAGGCUGUAUAACCGAACAGGUACGCGAGUUCUAUGGACUUGAAUCAAAGAAAGGAAAAAAGGGCCAGCAUGUUGGAUGCUGUGGCUCCAGGACAGACCUGUCUGCUGACACAGUGGAACUGAUAGAAAGAAUGGACAGAUUGGCUGAAAAACAGGCGACAGCUUCCAUGUCGAUCGUUGCGUUACCGUCUAGCUUCCAGGAGAGCAAUAGCAGUGACAGGUACAGAAAGUAUUGCAGCAGUGAUGAGGACAGCAACACGUGCAUUCAUGGUAGUGCUAAUGCCAGUACUAACGCCAGUACUAAUGCGAUUACCACUGCUAGUACCAACGUCAGGACUAAUGCGACUACCAAUGCUAGUACUAAUGCGACUACCAAUGCCAGUACCAAUGCCAGUACUAAUGCGACCACCAAUGCCAGUACCAAUGCGACUACCAACUCCAGCACUAAUGCUACUACCACUGCCAGCACCAACGUCAGGACUAGUGCUACUACCACUGCCAGCAUCAACGUCAGGACUAGUGCUACUACCACUGAAAGUACCAACUCCAGCACUAAUGCGACUACCACUGAAAGUACCAACUCCAGCACUAAUGCUACUACCACCGAAAGUACCAACUCCAACACUAGUGCUACUACCACUGCCAGCAUCAACGUCAGGACUAGUGCUACUACCACUGAAAGUACCAACUCCAGCACUAGUGCGACUACCACUGCCAGCAUCAACGUCAGGACUAGUGCUACUACCACUAAAAGUAUCAACUCUAGCACUAAUGCUACUACCACUGAAAGUACCAACUCCAACACUAAUGCUACUACCACUGAAAGUACCAACUCCAGCACUAAUGCUACUACCACUGAAAGUACCAACUCCAGCACUAAUGCUACUACCACUGAAAGUACCAACUCCAACACUAGUGCUGCUACCACCGAAAGUACCAACUCCAACACUAGUGCUACUACCACUGAAAGUACCAACGCUAGUGCCAAGGAGGACGCCAAUAAAGAUGGCAAUGCUGAGGAUAAUAGAUUCCAUCCAGUCACCGACAUUAACAAAGAGUCGUAUAAGCGGAAAGGGAGUCAAAUGGUUUUGCUAGAGAGAAAGAAACUGAAAGCACAAUUUCCCAAUACUUCCGAGAAUAUGAAUGUCUUACAGUUUCUUGGAUUUCGGUCUGACGAAAUUAAACAUCUUUUCCUCUAUGGUAUUGACAUAUACUUCUGCCCAGAGGGAGUGUUCACACAAUACGGAUUAUGCAAGGGCUGUCAAAAGAUGUUCGAGCUCUGUGUCUGUUGGGCUGGCCAGAAAGUAUCGUAUCGGAGGAUAGCUUGGGAAGCACUAGCUGUGGAGAGAAUGCUGCGAAAUGACGAGGAAUACAAAGAAUACUUGGAAGACAUCGAGCCAUAUCAUGGGGACCCUGUAGGAUAUUUGAAAUAUUUUAGCGUAAAAAGGAGAGAGAUCUACUCUCAGAUACAGAGAAAUUAUGCUUGGUACCUGGCCAUUACUAGAAGAAGAGAAACAAUUAGUGUAUUGGAUUCGACAAGAGGCAAGCAAGGGAGCCAAGUUUUCCGCAUGUCUGGAAGGCAGAUCAAAGAGUUGUAUUUUAAAGUAUGGAGCAACUUGCGUGAAUCGAAGACAGAGGUGCUGCAGUACUUUUUGAACUGGGACGAAAAAAAGUGCCAGGAAGAAUGGGAGGCAAAAGACGAUACGGUUGUUGUGGAAGCGCUCGAGAAAGGUGGAGUUUUUCAGCGUUUGCGUUCCAUGACGAGCGCUGGACUGCAGGGUCCGCAGUACGUCAAGCUGCAGUUUAGCAGGCAUCAUCGACAGUUGAGGAGCAGAUAUGAAUUAAGUCUAGGAAUGCACUUGCGAGAUCAGAUUGCGCUGGGAGUUACCCCAUCUAAAGUGCCGCAUUGGACGGCAUUCCUCUCGAUGCUGAUAGGGCUGUUCUACAAUAAAACAUUUCGGCAGAAACUGGAGUAUCUUUUGGAGCAGAUUUCGGAGGUGUGGUUGUUACCACAUUGGCUUGAUUUGGCAAACGUUGAAGUUCUCGCUGCAGAUGACACGAGGGUACCACUGUACAUGCUGAUGGUAGCGGUUCACAAAGAGCUGGAUAGCGAUGAUGUUCCAGACGGUAGAUUUGAUAUAUUAUUAUGUAGGGAUUCGAGCAGAGAAGUUGGAGAGUGA
Messenger RNA from Saccharomyces cerevisiae S288C, 5277 nucleotides. RefSeq names its product Y' element ATP-dependent helicase (gene YIL177C). Bases 1 to 5277 code for a protein of 1758 amino acids. NCBI's taxonomy places the organism in Eukaryota, Fungi, Ascomycota, Saccharomycetes, Saccharomycetales, Saccharomycetaceae. Gene Ontology annotation, biological process: telomere maintenance via recombination. The transcript is spliced from 2 exons. Gene Ontology annotation, molecular function: nucleic acid binding; ATP binding. The record is from RefSeq and is marked reviewed.